This is a messenger RNA of Acaromyces ingoldii, 1394 nucleotides long. Its product is annotated as YIF1-domain-containing protein. NCBI's taxonomy places the organism in Eukaryota, Fungi, Basidiomycota, Exobasidiomycetes, Exobasidiales, Cryptobasidiaceae. Gene Ontology annotation, biological process: endoplasmic reticulum to Golgi vesicle-mediated transport. Gene Ontology annotation, cellular component: COPII-coated ER to Golgi transport vesicle; Golgi membrane; endoplasmic reticulum-Golgi intermediate compartment. The transcript is spliced from 4 exons. The record is from RefSeq and is a predicted model, not a curated record. The coding region runs from base 34 to 1356 and encodes 440 amino acids.
AUCGUUGCCGUCCAGACUGCGUAGGGUAGGACAAUGUACCAGCAAAAUUACGGCUCGAGUCGGUCACCACCACCCCUGCAGCACCCCAAGCCGACACAUCCUCCGUUCCAGGUGCCCGAUCCGCCUGUUACGCCCAACCAGCACGGCGAUGUAGGCAUCGAGACUUCGCCUGCUGACCCGCACCUCUCCUCGGCCCGUGCCAGAGGGGCGGCUUCCUCGUCCGUGGUAGGCGAUAGCGGGUAUGCGCGCUACUCUUCGCCUCCCCUGCAGAGCAACAACAACUACCCCAACAGCUUCGGCGGCGCCAUGCAGGACCCGUACGCCUCUGGUGCUGGCGGAUAUGCGAGUGGCAAUAUGGGUUCACAACAGCAACAGCAACAGCAACAGCAACAGCAAUCAUCAGGUGGUCAGGGUGGAUUUGGAGCAGGUUUUCCCAACUUUGGUGGAUUUGGGCUGGGGCAAGGCGGCCAGCCAGUGUUCAACGACCACACCGCCCAGAUGGGCGUUCACUUUGGACGGCAGAUGGCCCAGGUCGGUGGGGAGUACGUGGAAAAAAACUUCAACCGGAUCCUGCCCCUGGCGGUGCUCAAGCACUACUUCAAUGUCUCCAACUCGUACGUGCUUCACAAGCUCCGCCUCGUCCUCUUUCCCUGGCGGCACCGGCCAUGGUCACGAGCCUUGCGGCAUGGGUCAGGCCCCGCCGUCGGUGGAGUGCCCCCAGCUUCGCUCAGCAUGCGUGGUGGGCCAGGGUCAUCAGGCGGCGCGCAAGAGAAUGGGCCUGCGUACGGCUCCUCGGCCUCGUCUGGACCCAGCGGUUCUUCCAAGAUGACAGAAGGGUACGCAGCGCCGAGAGAAGAUGUCAACAGUCCUGACCUCUACAUCCCUGUCAUGGCUCUCGUCACCUAUGUCCUCCUCGUGUCGGUGAUCCGAGGCUUGGAAUCGCGCUUCCACCCCGAGGUCUUUGGCCUCAUCCUCAGCCGGGCGCUGGGCAUCGUCUUUUUCGAGUUUGCCGCCGUCAAGCUGGGCUGCUACCUCCUCAACAUCCAGGGCGACCACACUAUGGUCGAUCUUCUGGCCUACUCUGGCUACAAAUUUGUUGGCGCCAUCGUCACACUCCUCGUUGGCCUCUUGCGCUUUGGCAGAUUCGUGUACUGGAGCGCCUUUUUCUAUACUUGCGCAGCCAACGCCUUUUUCCUGCUACGGUCCCUCCGAUACGUCGUUCUCCCCGACCCAUCGUCACCCUCGAGCGUCACCAUCACCCACGCCCAAAGAUCACGGCGCAUUCAGUUCUUGUUCAGCAUCGCCGUGGCCCAGACGCUGUUUGGCUGGUUCCUCAUCAUUGGCAUCUGGAAUUAGGCCGUUUGAUGAAGGAGAGAGAGAGAUGAUUGUUGCUU